Messenger RNA from Hippocampus zosterae (dwarf seahorse), 938 nucleotides. RefSeq names its product exosome component 4 (gene exosc4). Gene Ontology annotation, cellular component: cytoplasmic exosome (RNase complex); nuclear exosome (RNase complex); nucleolus. The transcript has 3 exons. Lineage: Eukaryota; Metazoa; Chordata; Actinopteri; Syngnathiformes; Syngnathidae. Gene Ontology annotation, biological process: U4 snRNA 3'-end processing; rRNA catabolic process; poly(A)-dependent snoRNA 3'-end processing. Bases 13 to 786 code for a protein of 257 amino acids. The record is from RefSeq and is a predicted model, not a curated record.
UGCAGCAGGCACAUGUCAUCCUUUCGCUGUUUUGUUCAGUGUGGAAACAUGGCGGGCUUGGAGUUGCUGUCUGACCAAGGCUACCGUUUGGAUGGACGCAAAUCCACCGAACUUCGCAAGGUUCAAGCCCGUAUGGGUGUGUUCGCUCAGGCCGACGGCUCGGCGUAUUUAGAGCAGGGAAACACCAAAGCCUUAGCGGUCGUGUACGGUCCGCACGAAAUGCGAGGCUCCCGCAGUCGAACCCUUCACGACCGGGCUGUCAUCAAUUGCCAGUACAGCAUGGCCACGUUCAGCAUGUCAGAGAGGAAGCGGAGGCCGCACGGUGACCGCAAGUCCACCGAGAUGAGCCUCCACCUCAAGCAGACGUUUGAGGCUGCCGUGAUGACGCAGCUCUAUCCGCGCUCUCAGAUAGACAUUUACGUUAAGAUCCUUCAGUCAGAUGGAGGCAACUAUAGUGUGUGUGUGAAUGCCGCUACUCUGGCUGUGAUCGACGCGGGCAUCCCCAUGUUGGACUAUGUGUGUGCCUCCACCGUGGGCUUUGUAGACGAGACGCCGCUGGCCGACUUGUGCUAUGCCGAAGAGAGUGGCGGUGUGAGCUCCUUGGCGCUGGCACUGCUGCCCCGCGGCGGGCAGAUCGCGCUGCUGCAAAUGGAUGCCAGGCUGCAUCAGGACAACCUGGAGGCCUUGAUGGACGCCGCCAUGACGGCUUGCAAAGGCGUGAGCAAAGUGCUGGACCAGGUGGUGCGUCAACACCUCCAAGAGGCUUCGCUGGCCACCGGAGACUGACAUCUGCACUUGAUUGGUUAUUUUUCAACUACAAUACUUAAAUUUCCAGGACUCAAACAAGAGGAAAAUCACAUUCAUAUUAUUUUCCACAGAACAUCAUUGUACAUUAUUGUGUAUAUGUAAGAAACAAUAAAUAUGUGUGCUUUCUAUGA